GCGAGCAAGUAACACCACAGACCUCUCCCACCCCACCGUACGACGUUGAUAGUGACAGCCUCGCGGCUGAGAGGCGGGGUUCCGAUGGGGAGCCGGGCAAUGGCGUGCCUCCUGCUGCUGCUGGCGCUGGGGUGGGCGGCGAGCGCUGCGGCGUGGGACAAGCCUGUGGUGUGGACCACGGGCACGGUUGGGCCGGAGGCGGAGGGCUGCGAUAAGAAAAAGCAUGGCAAGGGUGCUGGCGUUGGCGUAGGUGGUGGGAUGGGAGGCGGCGUUGGUGCAGGAGGUGGUGUGGGCGGGGGCGGAGGUAUGGGAGGUGGUGGUGGGUUUGGGGGAGGAGGUGGCGCCGGCGGCGGCAUGGGCAGCGGUGCCGGUGCAGGGUUUGGAAGCGGAGGAGGUGUGGGAGCGGGCGGUGGACUCGGAGGUGGAGCGGCCGCGGGUGGUGGUGUUGGAGCUGGUGGUGGAGGUGGAUUCGGAGGCGGAGCUGGUGGCGGCAUGGGUAGCGGUGGUGGAGGUGGAUUUGGAGGAGGAGCUGGCGGAGGAAUGGGCGUUGGUGGUGGACUUGGAGGAGGAGCCGGAGCUGGAGAUGGUGGAGGAAUUGGUGGUGGCGGGGGACUUGGAGGAGGAGCUGGCGGAGGUGGUGGUGGAGGAUUUGGAAGCGGCGGCGGAUUUGGUGGUGGUGGUGGCGCAGGAGGAGGUGUUGGCAGUGGUGCAGGCAUGGGAGGCGGCGCCGGUGGUGGUUCUGGUGGUGGCAUGGGCGGAGGGAGUGGUGGAGGUUUUGGAGCCGGCGGUGGUAUGGGUGGUGGUUCCGGUGGCGGCGUGGGCGGAGGGAGCGGUGGAGGUUUUGGAGCCGACGACGGUAUGGGUGGUGGUUCCGGUGGAGGCAUAGGUGGUGGGGGCGGCAUGGGUGGUGGUUCCGGUGGAGGCAUAGGUGGCGGAAGCGGUGGAGGCUUUGGUGGCGGCGGCGGUAUGGGUGGUGGUUCCAGGGGAGGCAUAGGCGAUGACAACGGUGGAGGCCUUGGAGGUGGCAACGGUGUAGGUGGAGGGAAGGGCGGUGGUUUUGGAGGUGGCGGUGGGAGCGGUGGUGGAUUUGGUGCUGGAGCCGGUUCUGGUGCUGGAAUGGGAGGUGGCUUUGGAGGCGGUGGAGGAAAAAGCGGUGGUUUUGGAGGUGGCAGUGGUGGUGGAUUUGGUGUCGGAGCAGGCUCUGGUGCUGGAAUGGGUGGCGGCUUCGGAGGUGGUGGUGGUGCAGGCAGUGGUUUUGGAGGCGGCUUCGGAGCUGGCAGUGGUAUAGGUGGCGGUUUUGGAGGUGGAGGUGGCUUUGGAGCCGGCGGAGGUGCAGGAGGCGGCUUUGGAAGUGGUGGUGGUGCGGGUGAAGGCAUGGGAGCUGGUGUCGGAGGAGGCAUCAGUGCUGGCAGUGGUAGCGGUAUUGGUGGAGGUAGUGGAUUGGGCAAGGGCAUUGGUGCUGGAGGCGGCAUCGGAGCUGGCAGUGGCAGCGGUAUUGGCGGAGGUAGUGGAUUGGGCAAGAGUGUUGGUGUUGGUGCCGGAGGUGGCCUUGGAGCUGGCAGCGGCGAUAAUAUUAGUGGAGGUAGUGGAUUGGGCAAGAGUGUUGGUGUUGGAGGCGGGAUUGAAGUUGGCGAAGGUGCUGGAGCCGGUAAGGGCCUUGGCGCUAGAGGCGGUCUUGGAGCUGGCCGUGCCACUAGUGGAGAUGGUAGAAUGGGCCACAAUGUUGGUGCCAAAGUUGGUGGUGGCGAGAGAAAGCGUGGCGGAAAACACCAUGGUGGAAGCAAUAAUGGCAGAAAAAAUAAGCAAGGGUGUUUAAACUGAGUUGUUGGUGGAGUGUCUGUAGGCACACUAUGAUACAAUAUGUUAUGAAUUGCCCAACUCCUUCUCUGUAAUUUGAACAACUUAUCUGAUUUA
Messenger RNA from Triticum aestivum (bread wheat), 1914 nucleotides. RefSeq names its product glycine-rich cell wall structural protein-like. The transcript has a single exon. The record is from RefSeq and is a predicted model, not a curated record. The coding region runs from base 85 to 1821 and encodes 578 amino acids. NCBI's taxonomy places the organism in Eukaryota, Viridiplantae, Streptophyta, Magnoliopsida, Poales, Poaceae.